GUGGAGCGGAGAGGCGGGUGGUGGGAAGCCAGGAGGAAAAACAUUAGCCCUCAUUUCUUUUCACUUAAGAGGAGAUUUCUUGUUUCUUUCCAGGACUGCAGCAGCUGGCGACUCGCAGCCCGGCCGCAGGACGCACCGCACAGAGCCAGGACGCACGACUGAUAUGAUGGAUAGAUAGCAGGAAGAAGAGCAGGAAGAGAAGAUGACAUUCUGGACUGGCAUGGACUGUUUUAGGAAGAAAGAGAGAGAGCUGGAAAGGAAACUCCGCGCCAACGACCGCGAGUACAACCUCUCCUUUAAAUAUGCGACAAACGCCAUCAAGACCUCGAAGUACAACCCCUUCACCUUCCUACCUCUUAACCUGUUCGAGCAGUUCCAAAGGAUUGCUAAUGCCUACUUCCUGUUUCUGCUGGUGCUCCAGGUGAUUCCUCAGAUCUCCUCUCUGUCGUGGUUCACCACAGUCGUGCCUCUGGUCCUCGUGCUGACAGUCACCGCUGCCAAAGAUGCCACCGACGAUAUCAAUCGCCACAGGAGCGACAAUCAAGUCAACAACAGAAAAGUUCAAGUCCUGAUUGACAGAAAACUGCGGAGCGAGAAAUGGAUGGAUGUCCAGGUGGGAGACAUCAUCAGGCUGGAAAACAACCAGUUUGUCACCGCCGACCUCCUGUUGCUCUCCAGCAGUGAACCACUCAACUUGGUGUACAUUGAGACAGCAGAACUGGAUGGAGAGACUAACCUGAAGGUGAGACAGGCCCUGACUGUGACAGGAGACCUGGGAGAAGAUAGCGAAAAACUGGCAGACUUCAACGGCGAGGUACGCUGUGAACCCCCCAACAACCGCCUCGACCGCUUCACAGGAACGCUAACCUACGUCGGUCAGAAAUACCCGCUGGACAACGAGAAGAUCCUGCUGCGAGGCUGCACCCUGAGGAACACCGAGUGGUGCUUUGGACUCGUGCUGUUUGCAGGUCCAGAGACGAAGCUGAUGCAGAACUCUGGGAAAACUACGUUUAAGAGGACCAGUAUAGACCGACUGAUGAAUGUCCUAGUCCUUUGUAUUUUUGGUUUCCUGGCCUUCAUGUGCACCAUCCUUGCAAUAGGAAACUGCAUCUGGGAAAUGAACGAAGGCUCACAGUUCAUGAUCUUCCUGCCCAGACAAGACGGCAACAACGCUGCCUUCUCCGCCUUCCUCACGUUCUGGUCCUACGUCAUCAUCCUCAACACCGUGGUGCCCAUCUCUCUCUAUGUUAGUGUGGAGAUCAUUCGGCUGGGGAACAGCUUCUACAUCGACUGGGACAGGAAAAUGUACUUUGCACGGUACGACACCCCCGCCGAGGCUCGCACCACCACGCUAAACGAGGAGCUCGGCCAGAUCAAGUACAUCUUCAGUGACAAAACAGGGACGCUCACCCAGAAUAUCAUGACUUUCAACAAGUGCUCCAUCAAUGGCAAAUCUUACGGGGAUGUUUAUGACUACACAGGUCAAAGACUAGAAAUUACUGAGCAUACAGAGACGGUGGACUUCUCCUUCAACCCGCUGGCCGACCCCCGCUUCAUGUUCCACGACCACGCCCUGGUGGAGGCGGUGAAGCUGGAGGACCCAGAGGUGCACGCCUUCUUCAGACUGUUGGCCCUCUGCCACACCGUCAUGGCCGAGGAGAAGAAAGAAGGUGAGCUUUUCUAUCAGGCCCAGUCUCCAGAUGAGGGAGCACUGGUAACAGCGGCCCGAAACUUUGGAUUUGUCUUCCGCUCGCGCACACCAGACAGCGUUUCCAUCGUGGAAAUGGGGGAACAGCGCAGCUAUGAACUCCUGGCCAUCUUGGAUUUCAACAACGUCCGCAAGAGAAUGUCCGUCAUAGUUCGGAGUCCAGAGGGGAAGCUCUGUCUCUACUGUAAAGGUGCAGACACAAUCAUCUAUGAGAGGCUGCAUCAGUCCUGCAGCAAGCUGAUGGACGUCACUACAGAGCACCUUAAUGAGUUUGCAGGGGAGGGCCUGCGGACUCUGGCGCUGGCCUAUAAGAAUCUGGAUGAGGAGUAUUUCAACCAGUGGAAACAGCGCCACCAUGAGGCCAGCACCGAGCUUGACAACCAAGAGAGCAAACUGGACGAGCUGUACGAGGAGAUAGAGAAGGAUCUGCUGCUGCUUGGAGCAACAGCCAUAGAAGACAAGUUACAAGACGGAGUACCUCAGACUAUUGAGCAGUUGUCCAAAGCCAACAUCAAAAUCUGGGUUUUGACUGGUGACAAGCAAGAAACUGCAGAAAACAUUGGGUACUCGUGCAACUUACUGCGGGAGGAGAUGAACGACGUCUUUAUCGUCUCGGGCAACUCACCUGAGGAUGUCAGACAGGAACUCAGAAAUGCACGGACCUCCAUGAAACCAGUUGAGGAUUCAAUGUUUCUGCCAGAAAGGACUCUGGGUAAAGGUGUGAAAGUGAUCGCAGACGAGUUGGUAAAUGGAGAGUACGGCCUGGUCAUCAACGGACACAGCCUGGCGUACGCCCUGGAGGGCAGCAUGGAGCUGGAGUUCCUGAGGACGGCGUGUAUGUGUAAAGCAGUGAUCUGCUGCCGGGUCACUCCUCUGCAGAAGGCUCAGGUGGUCGAGCUGGUCAAGAAGUACAAGCAGGCGGUCACACUGGCCAUAGGAGAUGGAGCCAACGACGUCAGCAUGAUCAAAGCUGCUCAUAUAGGCGUGGGCAUCUCAGGCCAGGAGGGCAUGCAGGCUGUGCUGUCCAGCGACUACUCCUUCGCCCAGUUCCGCUUCCUGCAGCGCCUCCUGCUGGUGCACGGCCGCUGGUCCUACCUGCGCAUGUGCAAGUUCCUGCGCUACUUCUUCUACAAGAACUUCACCUUCACCUUCGUCCACUUCUGGUACGGCUUCUUCUGCGGCUUCUCUGCACAGACGGUGUAUGAUGAGUGGUUCAUAACACUCUACAAUCUGGUGUACACAGCACUACCUGUCCUGGGAAUGAGUCUGUUUGAUCAGGAUGUGAACGACGUGUGGAGUUUCCAGCAUCCUCAGCUCUACAUUCCCGGUCAACUCAACCUAUACUUCAGCAAGAAGGCCUUCUUCAACUGUGCUCUCCACAGCUGCUACAGCUCCAUGGUGCUCUUCUUCAUCCCUUACGCAGCCAUGCACAACACCGUGAGGGACGACGGGAAGGACGUUGCCGACUACCAGUCCUUCGCUCUCCUCACCCAGACGUGUCUGCUGUUUGCCGUCACCAUCCAGUUAGGGUUGGAGAUGUCCUACUGGACAGCGGUGAACACUUUCUUCGUGAUGGGCAGCCUGGCCAUGUACUUUGCCGUCACGUUCACCAUGUACAGCAACGGCAUGUUUCUCUUGUUGCCGUCAGCCUUCCCUUUCUUAGGAACAGCCCGUAACUCUCUGAACCAGCCCAACAUUUGGCUGACGAUCCUCCUCACCUCCAUCCUGUGUGUCCUUCCUGUGGUUACCUACCGCUUCCUGUUAAUUCAGCUCUGCCCCACCAUCAAUGACAAGGUGAUGUUCAAGGUAAGACGGGCCAAAGCAACACCGGCCCCCCCGCCUCUACGCACCCGCAUCCGCCGCACCAGCUCCCGUCGCUCAGGCUACGCCUUCUCGCACGCGCAGGGCUACGGGCACCUGGUGACUUCGGGACGGUUCUUGCGGCGUCCUGCUUUGUCGGCAUCUUCAGGUUUCGCCAACAUAGGUCGCACCACAACUGGGUUCAGUCCCAUGGGACGAUCGGCUGGAUACAGCCCGACAGGACGCCCCCAGAACGCCAAGGUCCCAGAUGUGGAGGUGACGUCGCUGCAGAUGUACAGGACUAUCAGAGAUCCUGUCUUCUGACGGACAGCUGGUUAUCUUCAAGAUGGAACAUCUGGGAGAAGGAAUAAUGCAAGCUAAACAGCUGGAUGCCCCUGGUGCUUUUAAGCUCCCAUUUGUUACCAUGAGGAACUUGCUUGGGCUUUCCAGAGAGAGAGAGAGAGUCAAGGAUUUUAACGAAAAUCUGUCCAAUCACCUAAAAGUGCACGACUUUUGCUCCAAGCAUUUCAUUUUGUAAAAGUUUUAUCAAAGGGAACUACAGCAAAAUGUGUCGCCACUUCUGAUGGGUACAUGGAUCACUUUCCUCAGAUCAUGAGUAUUCAUGUAAAACAUGCCUCAUGCAGAGCUAACAGAUGAACUCUUUCUGACACAAAAACCAGUAACAGGGUGAUUCACUUUCAGACUGGAACAACCACAGAGGGGAAACAUUUUGGCUUCAUGAGAAGGACAAAGUGUCAUCAUGUUUACAGACUACCACGAUUUCCUUAACCCUGGGAGUCUAGAUGCACAGCAGGAUACAACCAGCAAAGCCAUUUUGCAUAAGAAUAUUUAAAUUUUGUACUUUUUAAGCUUUAAGCUGUUAGCCCUUUGGCAGCAUCACAUGGCAGCGGGGGAUAACUUAAUGUCUGGAAGAUCAUGAAUGUUUCAAAAAGUGCUCCCAACAAAUGUUCAUCUUCUCAGAGGAAGAGAUGUUAUGGCAAGCAUUGUUGGUCAAUCCAGCAUUUGUUGGAAAUGUUUCUUUUUACAGUAUGUAUUUUUCAUCACUUUAUGUGUGCUGAAAGAAUUUCAUGCUACUUAAAUGAAUUUAGGAGAAGAAAACAGAUCAUUUUUGUGUAGCAGACCCUAUUUUUGAUUUACAGCUAAACCACAGGGACAUUUAAAUUACAAUCUAAAGGACCACUGUGUAAUCGGACAUACUUUAUACUUAAAGGGUUUAUGAGUUUUAAGUAAUAAUUUUAUUAUUGGUUAGAAUAAAUAAAUAAAUGAAAUAUAAUUGCUUUACAGAUAAGAAAAAAGCUAUUAAUAAGAACAGUGUUUGGACUGGACUGCCAGGUUGUAAAAAUGUAUAUAACUUUCUCUGUCUUUUCAGAUAACUCCUCUGUGCAGCUUGACAGGUUAUUCUGAAGUGAGAAACCUAAAAAGUCUUUAUUUAUAACAUCAGCCCUGAUGGCUAAUUAGGAGUCAUAAAGGUCAUUUCUUUACAGAUACAAUUAAUAGUAAGUAAUAAAUAAAACAGUUCUUAUACUUUAGUAAUCCGUCAAGUAUGGCGUUUAAUAAUUUAUUCUUAAGUGCACUGCUAUUAAUAAUAUUAAAACUAUUUAUUAUAGUAGUUUAAAUGAAAUUUGUCGUUAAAAGAGAGAUAAUGGUGCCGGGCCCCAAAAAAAGGAUAAUAAUAAAAUAAAUAAUUGUAAUUAUAAAGUUCUUGAUAAAUGGAUUUUGGUCUGUAAGAUCUGCAGUUCUGCAUGUGAUUAAACUGAUGGAUUAGUCUUCCUGUAUGAUAAAUAAAUGAAAGCAUGUGAAAAGAUGGAGAAAGUUAUGCUGCUGGAGGAUAUACAGUACACCAUCCAUCAGCCAUACCAACUCAUCCUGUGUAGGGUCGCUGGGGAGCAUAUCCCAGCAUGCACUGGGCGGGUUCACCCUGGGCAGUUUCACACUCACACCUACGAGUGAAUUUAGAGUCCCCAAUCAACACGACUUUCUUUGGCUUUUAUUUUUUUACAAUCUGGCAACGUAAAAGUUGCUCCUGAUUGAUUCCUGAUCUGAACAAUUUAUAAAGAAUGCCUUAUUACAAAGUGGUACCAACAUUUUCUACAGUGCAUCUUUAUGCAUUGUAGUGUAAUGUACCUCAGUGUUAUGGUCUUGGGUUUACAUUUUGAGUUGUUUUCCAACUCUAGCAACUGAGAAUCUAAGGCCCUGUUUAAGCCUACUGUGUAGCCCAGGGAUAUAACCAGAUCAUGUCUAGAUCCAGUUUAGAGGGAUAGUAGUUCAAAUAUGUGUACCAGAAUGUGUCUUAAAUGCUCCUUGAGUGACCACUUGAGACAAAAUUCAGCAUCCCUACCGAUAAAUAUGGAAAACUGCACAUUUUCACCUCAUCAAACAGCAUGAGAAGUGGGCUACGCCGACCGUACAGACGUUAAAGAUUGUCUGAGUUGUUGCUGUAGAAAAAUCAGCCACAUCUACCUGUGUUUGGGAGAUUUAUUGUACUGUACAGACACUACACAGUUGACUGGGUGAUCCUAUAAUCCAUUCCUUUUAGUGCUGAGUGUGGGCAGAGCCUAAAAAACACUGCUUAGACAAUUCCCAUGAACUUUUAAUCUUGCAGAACAUAAAUCAUAAUGAUUUUAUACCCUAUUUUAAAAGCAGAUACUGUAUCACAUCGUGCAUAGUCAUUAUUUCAAAAUCAUGUAUUUGCUUUAGCAACAAGCUUGCUGCUUUACGUCUGACAAUCAACUUGGUAGUUAGCUGUAUUUCUAAUUUUAAUAAGUAGUGUAUCUUAUCUUGUUUCCAACAUCUUUCUCUCUUUAGUUCACUGAAAAUAUGAGCUAGCGUAGAAGGACACACAGAAGCUGCCUUAAUAUUAAAGAAAACAAAAGUCCUAUGUUAUGCAAUGCAGAGACAACAGUGACAAGAAUGUUUGAUGGAAGAUAAGGAUGUUACAAAAAAAAUGUAAGUUAAGCACACAUAUUAUUCCAUACAGGUGUUAUUUUUUUAAAUGUUGUGUUUCUUGUUUCAACCUGAAGAUGAUAGCUGGUCCGUGGGAUCAAUCAUUCAUUUAUUCUUUGGUGUGUGACGGUAUAAAGAAUGGGCCAAAAUGUAAUUCAUUUUAUAAUUAAGCAAUAAUGCUAUUUUAAUGUUUAAUAGUUCCCUAUAUUCUUUCUUUUCCGUGCCUUGAGGUAUACUUGGAUGUGCAAUUAGUGGUUUAAUUCACUCAUCAGUUUUUCAUCUACGGUUCAAUUUAAACCAUUAACACGGCUGAUGGAUGCCUUGACAUUAUAAACUGUGGUGUUUUUAUCUGAACGUCUGUCACCACAAUGAGAUUCAGUGAGUUGUUGCCCAGAAUUGAAUGUACUAGCCCACUAAGCCUGGUGGUGAACCAAAGAUAUUUUUUUCAAGGUUUUGCGUGUCAUAGUUCACUCUAAAGUGAAAAGGUUGCUCAUCAAACAGAAUCUGAUGCUGGAGGUCAGUGUGAUGAAGCUGGUUUGCACCACUGACAACUUACUUAUUACUUACAAGUGUUUUUUAUGGAAUAAUGUAAAAGUUUGAAUAUGCAGAAGAGCCAUUUAUUACUGUUGCUGUAAUUGAAUCUUUGUCCAGUUGUGUGUAAAUCAAGCUCAAAAUCAAGUUUUGUUGUGUGUUUUCAGUGUUUUGAGGAAGGAUCUGGUAAUCCAGUUGUUAGAUCUUUGUUAGAUGUCCGAUGUUACCAAUUUGAUCGUAGCGGGGUCCGUUUCACAGAAGCAAUCUGUAAGCCGUGCUUACUUACAGAUCACAGAUGGUGAAUGAAAACUUUAUAUUUAUCAGUAUAUCAUAUAUCUUUUGCACUGAAGACAGAAACUGUAACAUAAGGGAUUUUUGAUAACUUUUUCUCAAACGUGGCAAAAGUAUUCAGUGAUUUUUGCUCUACUCUUACUGAUAAGCAUUUUGUAUCAUUUUGUACUAAAAAAUAAAUGUUACUGCAAUACAAUUAC
Perca fluviatilis (European perch) is the source of this 7494-nucleotide messenger RNA. RefSeq names its product phospholipid-transporting ATPase ID-like. The record is from RefSeq and is a predicted model, not a curated record. Gene Ontology annotation, biological process: phospholipid translocation; Golgi organization. NCBI's taxonomy places the organism in Eukaryota, Metazoa, Chordata, Actinopteri, Perciformes, Percidae. The transcript is spliced from 28 exons. Gene Ontology annotation, cellular component: plasma membrane. The coding region runs from base 203 to 3832 and encodes 1209 amino acids. Gene Ontology annotation, molecular function: ATP binding; ATPase-coupled intramembrane lipid carrier activity; magnesium ion binding.